GGGUUUGAAGCGGCGAGUGCCGAAAGUCUUCGGCUGUGACGAAGGGACGGGUUCUGUAUCUUGCACGCAGCACGCACGCAGUGCCCCUUUCAGUAGCAGUCCGGGAGUCGAUCCGUGCGGAACACAUCGCAGCAGCGAUUGGUGGAUCGCGUGAAUCUUUGUACGCGCGCGGCACAGUGGCUACGGCCAAACACCAAACAGUUUCCAGUGGCACGCACAGUGACAUCCACCCCGCGGUGGGACGGACAGUUUGUGGAAGGCUCGUGAGUUUUAUUUUACUUUUAUUGUGAAUUUUAUUUUUCGCUCUAGUGCAGCUUUCUCCCACAGCUAGUGCUAAAUGAACUCGUUCCCCGUCCCUAGUUUUGGAACUGUUUGGGUAGGGGGGGGGGAAUCGCACAGGUCGUACAGGUGCAAAGACUUUGGGUGUAGGGGGAAUGGUUUUUGGUGGCUUCGCUGGAAACCAGCGACACAGUGCCAGGCGACAGUUCUGGGAGGGCUGAGUGUGACAGACCCUUUUGGUGUAGUGCAGAGUGAAAUAUAGAGUGACUAGCUGUGGAAGUGGUUCCAAGUGCGGAAGAAGAACGUCCAAUUGUGAUGGUCUUAAGAAUGUUUGGAAAAAAACAACUGUUCAAACUACAAUAAUAUAAGACAAACAGACAAACAAAAACACUGACACAGGCUUACGAGUGGCGUCAAAGUCAGCAAAACACACACACGCACACAAACACGGCUUACGGCGGGAGUGAAAAGUGUGAACUCGAGUGGUGCAAUAAUAACGGCGAAGCACGAUGGCACGACGGCAGCAAACCAUCGAUGAAAUAUUUCAUAACUCAUAAGAGCGACGCCACACUGCACUAAGCAACUCUCGCGCGAGCGCGCUCGCGUCCCACAACUGUCAACGUCAGCCGCCGUCUUCGCAGUGACUGCCGUAUUGCAAGAUUCGGUAGAAGAACCGAUCAGUGCGAGUGCUCACGGUGGGUGCGGGUGCGCGGGUACGCUGAAGGAGUGCUGCCAGCGAACGCCAAUCUUCAAGCCGGAUUGAGUGAAACAACACCGUUCGGCGACACAACAACAGCAGCAGCAGCAAGGCGCCAAACACAGGUGGCCGGCGUGGUUGGCGGGGCGAGAACACAAAAAGUGCUUCCGUGUCGGAAUUCCUUCCGAUUUGUCAGCGGUUUUUGUUGCGCUGUUGUGUUCGAUUGCUACCGCACAUACUCCCCCCCCGCACUUACACCCCCAACCCACCCACACAGCCAGCGGAAGCAGAAGAAGAAGUCCACUCUCUGGGCCGUUCGCCAGCAACAACCCUAAGCAGUGUGGGAGGGCGCGCGAGGGUGUGUGCGAGUGUGAGUGAGUAAGUGUGUGUGUGUGUGUGUGUAUGCUGCUGCCAGCGCUGCUGCUACUGCCGCCGCCGUUGCCGUUGCUAGAGUCGUUUGAAUGGCUUACGGGGCGAGUACGGCGAGCGUGAACCAACUGCUGCUGCUGCUGCUGCCACGACCGCAAAAUGGCUAGAUUCUACCAGACGGCUACAUUCGGCAAACUGUUUCACAAUUGGAUCGAAGGGGAAAGACGCCAUGACGCCAGCAGCAGCAGCAGUCGCAGCCGCCGCCACAUCGCAGUAGCUGCUCCCGCAUCAGCAACCCGCAACCGCACCCGAGCCCGCCGAACGCCCACAGGCCGUGUUGUCCAGCGGCGCGCCGUAGUCGCCGCCGUCACCGCCGUCACCGUCAGUCGUUGUAUCCACGUCACCAGCCGCCGGAACGGCCCGGACCGGAGCCAUGAACGAGUCGGAGUGUGCCAGCCUGCUCGCGUCCGUACAGUGGACGGAUCCGACCAAUCUGGUCUCGCUGGCGGUGCUCGCCUUCAUCAACGUGCUCGUCAUCGUCGGCAACUGUCUGGUGAUUGCGGCCGUGCUCUGCUCGCACAAGCUGCGCAGUGUUACCAAUUUUUUCAUCGUUAGUCUAGCUGUUGCUGAUUUAUUAGUCGGAUUAGCUGUAUUGCCAUUUUCGGCUACCUGGGAGGUGUUUAAGGUUUGGAUAUUCGGUGACGUCUGGUGCCGCAUCUGGCUGGCGGUCGACGUCUGGAUGUGCACGGCCUCGAUCCUGAACCUGUGCGCCAUCUCGCUGGACCGGUACGUUGCCGUCACCCGGCCAGUCACCUAUCCGAGCAUAAUGUCGACCAGGCGGGCCAAGUCGCUCAUCGCCGGGCUGUGGGUGUUGUCCUUCGUUAUCUGCUUUCCGCCGCUGGUCGGGUGGAAGGAACAGAAAGUGAAAGAGAACGUUUAUUAUCAAUACGGAAACUACACACUGGUGUCGGUGACACCGUCCCCCGCGCCUCCCCUUCCCUGUCCCUGGACGUGCGAGCUGACGAACGACGCCGGGUACGUCGUCUACUCAGCCCUCGGCUCCUUCUACAUUCCCAUGUUCGUGAUGCUGUUCUUCUACUGGCGGAUCUACCGGGCGGCCGUCCGGACGACGCGCGCCAUCAAUCAGGGCUUUCGCACCACCAAAGGUGGCAAGAACAAUCUCGACGACAGUCUGACGCUGCGGAUGCAUCGCGGCAAAGGCGUCGCCUCGCUGAUGGAGUCGACGAUACGGGCCCAGAACGCGGUCCGGAUGUCGCUGGAAGGGUCGGGCCGGGGAGCACCACCGCCACCAUCGUCUCACCCGACGCAGCAGUCGUUGCCGCCGACAACGCCGACGCCGCCCGACGCCCAGAACGGUGGCACCAGUACGGACGGUGGCAGCAGCGGCACCUCACCGAAUCCUCAAAUCUCGAUCUCACGUGCCUCGAGCGGCAGCGUGGUCGUGUUGCCCUGUCCCCGGCCGACCACGACCACGACCACGACCGCGACCGGCCUGCAGAUAUCGCUGCACAAUCACCACCAUCACCAUCACCACCAUCAUCAUCACCACAGCUACCAUGGGGCGCCGGGCAGUGGCGUCCCCUCCCAGCAGCAGCAGCACCAGCAGACGUCCCAGCAGACGUCGGGCGGCCGGCACCACCACCACCACCAGGGCGGCAGCCGGCGCAAGAGCGUGUUCAAGGAGGCACCGGUCGGCGUGUCCCGCGACCUGUCGCCCAACUCCUCCAAGAAGCUCGGCAAGAAGCACCUGAAGGUGCAGGUGAAGCGCUUCCGGAUGGAGACGAAGGCGGCCAAAACGCUCGGCAUCAUCGUCGGCGGCUUCAUCUUCUGCUGGCUGCCGUUCUUCACCAUGUACCUGACGCGCGCGUUCUGCGCCGAGUGCAUCAACAGCCUGCUGUUUUCGGUGCUGUUCUGGCUCGGCUACUGCAACUCCGCCGUCAACCCGUUCAUCUACGCGCUGUUCUCGAAGGACUUCCGGCAGGCGUUCAAGCGCAUCAUCCUGCGGUGCCUCUGCUCGAAGCGGCUCAAGCUGAACCUGCUGCUGAAGAAGAACUCGGCGCACAACAACACGACGAACCACUCGUACAGCCCGUCGGCGUUCACGCCGAUCGCUUCGACGCCCCGGACGGAGAUUGCGGAGAGUGGCGUCGUCGGUGGUGUGUUCAGAUGACGCGCAAGCCACCCGGUGGGAAGUGGGGCUGGUCCAGCUAUCGGUACAGAUGGUCAGCAGCAGCAGCAGCAGCAGCAGUUGCUACAGGUCCAGACGUCGGCAGGAAACAGUGGAAGUGUUUCACCGACGCCUGCAGGAUUAGCCGUUACCACGAGCCUCGGUAGGCUUUCCGGCAGCUCGGAUGAUAUGCGGCUACGGCCUCCGAUCCGGGGUGACCAGACAACCGAAAACAGCAUUGACGAGGACGACGAUGACGAUGGCGCAGAGCAGAAGGAUGAUGAGAAGAGCAGGCCGAGUGCCAUCUUCGAGCGCUGCCAGGUGACCGUGCCGAGUCGCGGCGAAUGCUCCGAGCGAACCGUCAUACUGCUGCAUGACAUCUCACCGACAGUCCCGAUCGGUACCGGGGCCGACGAACGCGCCCGUGACAAUCAGCGUCAGAGCGACUCCUCCAUUACGUUCCUGUGAAGCUCGCACGGGAUCGAAACGGCCACUGGGCGACGAACCUUUCACCUUCCACCUUCAUCAUCACAGAGGGGCAGCGCCCACACAGGAGAGAGUGGCUCCCGGCAGCAGUAGCAGUAGUAGUAGUAGUAGUAGUAGUAGUAACACGUUAGUGAGUGAAAUGUCAAUCAGCAUAUAGCAAAAGCCAACUACAGCAACACAGGGUAUUAGCACGGUAAACAGCAGCAAUGGAUCCCGUGCUCGCCAUUGCCGACAGUCUGGCCGUGGAUCGUGUGGGACAGUAGAAACAGUAACAGCCGCGUUUGUGACUGCGAGUGUGUGUGCGUGCGUGUGUGUGAGUGCGUGUGUGUGAGUGUGUUUAUUUAGUAGCCGACUGGACGGUAAAACAGUAUUUUCUUGCGCGCGAGUGCGUGCAGGUGGUGUUUCUCGCCCGCGACGGUAGGUCCUGCCGGACGCCCAACAGCGUCCAGAAGACAACGCCGCACAGCACGGGCGUACACCAAUUCCGGCCCCGGCAAAACGCCCGGCUGCGGAAGCAUAUUCUAGCAAUCCUGACAAAGAAGUAAUAAUAAUCAUAGCGCGCAAAUGGCUAAUGGAUACUAGCAAAUAACAUUAGCAACUAAUUUCAGCGUAAAAUCCCCGUAGCAAGUAAGCAAAGUAAUAUUAAUAAUAAACAAAACCUCCAGCCCUCCCCCCAAUCAACUUCGAUUGCCAUUUUACGCGACAAAUAAAUCAACGCACAGGAUGCCGCACUGGCAAAGCGGCCAACUGCUUAUCUA
Molecule: messenger RNA, 4777 nt
Organism: Anopheles arabiensis
Lineage: Eukaryota; Metazoa; Arthropoda; Insecta; Diptera; Culicidae
Product: octopamine receptor Oamb-like
Exons: 6
Coding region: 1779-3536 (585 amino acids)
Biological process (GO): adenylate cyclase-activating adrenergic receptor signaling pathway
Cellular component (GO): membrane
Molecular function (GO): G protein-coupled amine receptor activity
Source: RefSeq, a predicted model, not a curated record